Messenger RNA from Cynara cardunculus var. scolymus (artichoke), 1722 nucleotides. RefSeq names its product germacrene A synthase long form-like. The record is from RefSeq and is a predicted model, not a curated record. The transcript has 7 exons. Bases 1 to 1722 code for a protein of 573 amino acids. Gene Ontology annotation, molecular function: magnesium ion binding; terpene synthase activity. Lineage: Eukaryota; Viridiplantae; Streptophyta; Magnoliopsida; Asterales; Asteraceae. Gene Ontology annotation, biological process: diterpenoid biosynthetic process.
AUGGCUCWCCUUAGAAGCAACAGUACCAACCGUCAAGAACAAGUUCUGUGCCCCCGUGACCUCACUAGCCCCCGGCCCUUCACCACCAACGAGCCAGAGUUGGUGCGCCCAUUCGCCAACUUCCCUCCGUCUAUCUGGGCUGAUCGUUUUAUUUCCUUCUCACUUGAUAACACGACAUUGGAAGCGUAUGCAAAAGYGCUUGAAGAGCCGAAAAAAGCCGUGAGGAGUUUGAUAACCGACAYCACCAUUGAUGCAACAACAAAACUAAGCUUGAUUUACUCAGUGCACCGUAUUGGUUUAUCAUAUAUGUAUCUGGAAGAGAUCGAUGCUCAACUCGACAAACUCUUCAAGGAGCUCGAUUUAAAGGAUUACGAAGAAGUUGAUUUGUACACUAUUUCAGUACAAUUUCAAGUUUUCAGACACCAUGGUUAUAGACUUUCUUCUAAUGUGUUUAGCAAAUUCAAAGACAAUAGUACCGGUACAUUCAAGGAGUAUGUUAUGAGCGAUGUGAAGGGUAUGUUGGGAUUAUAUGAAUCGRCAUACUUGAGGCUACAAGGAGAAGAUAUCUUAGAUGAAGCUUUGGAAUUCACUSAGACUCGAUUAAAGRAAAUARCGUGCACGUUGAAGGGAAAUCUAGCACGACAAGUGAAUCAAGUCCUUAAGAGACCCUUCCAYAAUGGGAUGCCAAUGGUAGAAGCGAGGCUUUAUUUUAGCACAUACAAAGAAGAAUCUUYGAGUGAYGAAUCGAUAAUARAACUUGCUAAAGUCAAUUUCAACUAUUUGCAACUACUGCARAAGGAAGAACUACGUAUCGUCUCUCAGUGGUGGAAAGAUAUGAAAUUUCAAAGCUUGUUCCCUUACAUAAGAGAUCGAGUACCGGAGAUAUACCUAUGGAUUUUGGGGUUAUAUCUGGAGCCUUGUUACUCUCAGGCACGAAUCAUAGUGACCAAAAUCACCUUGUUCCUCGUGGUUUUAGAUGACACGUAUGAUGCAUACGCUACGAUUGACGAGAUCCGGAUUAUCACAGAUGCAAUAAAUACGUGGGAAAUUGGGGCGAUCGAUCAACUUCCUAAGUAUAUCAAACCGUUCUACAGAAUUCUUUUGAACGAGUACGAUAAACUUGAGAAAGAAUACACAAACGAAGGAAGAGCAUACAAUGUCCAUGCUUCAAAACAAGCAUUUCAAGAAAUAGCGAGGGGGUACCUUGAAGAAGCUGAGUGGUUACACAAAGGUUACGUGCCUACAUUUCCUGAGUAUAUGAAGAACGGGUUAAUUACUUCGGCCUACAACGUGAUUUCAAAAUCAGCAUUGGUGGGUAUGGGUGCAAUUGCGAAUGAAAACGCUCUUGCUUGGUAUGAAACACAUCCGAAAAUUCUAAAAGCUUCCGGGUUAAUUUCAAGACUACAAGACGAUGUGAUGACCUUCCAGUUCGAGAGGAAACGAGGACAAUCAGUUACARGCGUCGAUGCUUAUAUAAAGGAAUACGAUGUAUCUGAAGAAGUGGCCAUKAAAGAGAUCAAGAAGAUUAUCGAAAAUGCAUGGAAAGAUAUAAACRAGGGGUGCCUGAAACCURUGGCGGUCUCAAGGGCUCUACWUACUCCUAUUCUCAAUCUUGCACGAAYGAUAGAUGUGGUAUACAAGUUCGGCGAUUGUUUCACCUUUCCGGGCAAAACCCUCAAAGACUAUAUUACUCUAUUGUUCAUUACUCCUCUCACAAACUAG